CGUGUGCCUGUGCUACCGACGCUAUCCCACUCCCGGCUGUAAUCUUGGCGCUUGUACCUUCUGUGUAGACAUCUCAUUUCUCGAAACCUGGAACAGGAGGGCAUGAAGCCCGAUCUCCUCCAAGACUUCCCACUUCGUCCAGACUCAGUGGCAAUGUCCUUUCCCCGUCUGGGAAUUGCCAAUUGACCCAGCUCGACCAAGACAACCUAACUUCGACGGCGACAACGACGGCGCCAACAAGAUACUUACUGUAAUUACAGGCAGCAGCAACAACAACAACAAGGCCGCCGAUGAGAGUGGACAGAGACUGCCCGUUGAGUGACGCCCAUCCAAUAAGAAACGAUAUCUCCUGAGGAUUUGGCCCGUCAUCUGCGGCGAUCCUGUGGUGCCUCAUUUCCACGCUUUUACACGACACAAAGCCGCGACCACAAUAACAUCUAAUCAAUACGAUCGCAACCCCGCCGUCUUCUCACGCACUCUCUCUUCUACCUCCAGGCCUGGUCUUAGGCUCGUACACUCUUUAUUUUUUUUUCUAAAAGUUCUACCAGCAAGACGCAUGUUCCUAGUAAGCGUAUCUGACUUGCGACUACUUUCGGGGCUUCUCUCCUUUCAACCCCACCCUCCACUUCUGGUUACACCAUCUGUCCGUCCAGAAAGCCUCCAUUGGCAACGCAAAAGGCGCCAAUCCACCACCAUCCUCCUGGCCACGUCCUGAGGACGCUGGAAAUUCUUCGUCGACGGCCCGGCUCUUGACCUUCGCCUAUUCCGACUCAUUGCCUGCCUGAAGUGCAACAAUCUUUACCAUGUUGCGGCCCGCGACGCCCCUCGCGGUGCUGCUUUUUGCAGCAUUCGGGCUGCUCACGCUGGCCACCAUAUCCACGCCAAUCAUCAAGCAAAUCCCCUUGAGCAGCUUCGAGAUCAAAGAUGUGGGCGAUUUGAGCUUUGGCGUUUUUGGUUACUGUACCUCAAGCGGCUGUAGUCCUAUAGAAAUUGGCUACGAUACCUCCGCCUUCUCUGACAAAAUCAACUCGGACUUCGACAUCCCCAGAGCAACCCGUUCUACACUUUCAAGUAUCCUGAUUGUGCAUCCAGUCGCUGCCUUGAUCACCCUGAUUAACUUCGUCCUUGCUAUUGUGGCCCAUUUUCACUCACCAUCCCAUUCAGCGCGGUACCUCCUGAUCCUAUUCAUUGUCAGCUUUGUUGACUUUAUUGUCUGCCUGUUGUGCUUCCUCGUGGAUGUGUUACUCUUCAUUCCACACUUAUCAUGGGGCUCUUAUAUUGUCGUUGCCGCCACCAUCUUGGUAGCGUUUUGCGGCCUCGUAACCUGCGCCAUGCGCCGAACACUUGUUAACAGGAAGGCGAACAGGAAGCGCAUUGCAGAAAAUGCUGAGAUGAGUGGAGAGAACUACUACAACCGUCAGGCACAAACUGCCCCUGUCACGCAGGUUACCGGCCCUCAACCAACCGUACCCAUGAUCAGCGGCGCGAACGGCGGAGGCGACAAGCUGCCCGAAUUCACUACUUUCGAGAAGAAGGACGACCGUAGCGAGGAAAGAAUCCCACUUACGUCGGUUAGCCCCAUCGAGCGGUCACCAGCGACAUUAGUCAACGAUAGCACGCCACCCAAUUUUAUGGAUGGUGCGCCCUCUCGAUCACCCUCUACCACACCUGUUGGCCGAGACCAGUACGGGAACCCACUACCACCUCAAGAUGGCUAUGCCAUGAGGGUUGGCCCUCAAAAUGAGCGUUUGAAUUCACGGGGUAGGGGUGGUAUGCCGCCCGGAGGCUACCGUGGACGUGGUGGCUUUCCCGGACCUGGAAGAGGUGGUGGACCUCCCCAAAAUGGACGAGGAGGCUAUGGCCCACCAGGACGAGGAAGAGGAGGCUAUGGUCCGCCGCCCCGCGGAUACGGAGGUCCAGGACCAAGAGGUGGCCGAGGCCCGCCGCCUCAAGGAUACCAAGGCGGGCCGGACCGAAGGCCAUCGCCAGGUGCUCCCUAUGGACCUGGCCCUGGUGUGGGCACCUAUGGUCCCAGUCAACCAUCGCCGUACGCUAAUAGGCAACAGUCCCCCGGCCCUCAAUUUGCUGCGCCGGGAUAUGGGAACCCUGAACAACCAGGACCUCAGUAUUCGGCAUACAACCCGAGACGUGUCUCGCUCCCAAGAGCCGAGUCUCCUCCUCCGCUCCCCGGCAUCGAUGACGGCAUGCCCGGCCCUGCCGUAGAGCUGGAUGCUUCUCCCGCAAAUCGGGGCGUUGGGCAGUACGGAAUCAGGGACAGUGAUUCAGAUGUCGCCGGCAUGUUGGCUAUGCAGCAAGCCAGGGUUCCAGACCCGGAUCGCGGCAAUGACGCGAAUGGUCAUAGCCAAGAAGGGCCCAACGACGUUUACGUGCCGCCCAGACAAGCAUGGAACCAAGGAUUUGUGGGAAGCACCCCGGGACUAGCGCCACCAACAGCCCGUGGUCCAACACGUCCGAUUUCUGAAGCCGUCACAGCUACAGUGGCCAGUGAUUAUUACGAAGACGUCGAUCCGCGCUUUGCUGAGCCUUCAGCCGCCGCAGACAAAAGGCCACCGCCCAUCUCCAUGCAGUCACCUCCAGCAUCCAACUCAUAUGACGACAUUCCCAACCGAGCUAGGAGCCCGGCUGAGUCUGAAAACUCUAACUUCACCUCGAUAUCCCAGCGAGGCAUCAACCCGCGUUGGAACUCCGCCAACGCACCGAUGCCUCCCCCCGUAGCGGGAGUCUAUGCAGGAGGAGGAGGAGGAGGCAAUGUGGUACCUCGGCGGCCGGUUAAUCGCCCCGGCGCUGGUCCUGCCGAUGGCUCAGAUCUGUUUCUCAACUCUAACCCAGACUUCCAACUACCCGGGCGCGGUGGCAACAUGCCUAGAGCGGCCGGCCCCCGGUAAUGAAUUAAUAAGCUGACAGGAGUUAUAAAGAAGGGUUAUGAUUGGUGAAGGGCAGAGUAACUUGCUUUGAUCGAGUGGACCGGGCACAUGUUUCUGGAUGGAUAUGUUUUUCGAAAAUUUUAGACAUUUGCCAACGGCUUGUGAUUCAUGGAAUGAGAGACCAUAUAUAUAUAGUAUGAUCGGUCAGGUAGUUAGCACAAAGCAGGGCAGGCCUGGAAGGCAGGAUGAAGAGAAAGAAGAUUGAGGGGAAUUUGUAGCGCUUGUCAUUCCUGUAUCGGGUCUGGUUCUUAAUAUUUUUUCUGGUGGCGGUUUUCGAUCCUUUUUUUUUUUUUUUUUCUCUUUUUCUUCUUUUUCCCUUUCUUUCUUCUUCAAGCGAAACAGACAGGGAAGCGAAACAGAGCGUGUAACUUGAUGAAACCUGAUGUAUACGACACUACUACCCAUCCAUACCUGUGUCACAUACAUAUGGACGAGGCAUAUCUUCUCUUUUACCUCUUUGUUCCUGUCUCUUCUUUUCGUGAUGGAGGACACCCUCUUUUUCAUUUCAGCUUUCGUGACAAGAAAAGCUGAAUUGAUGCUAGUCAACACGGAAAUUUUACGCGACACCCGAGAAGACAAGAUGCUCGUACUGUCAAGGGGGGAAUGAAUGUGGAAGGAGCUGAAGGAUAAAUGGAGGGCGAUGCAUCCCCUGGGUGGUGUGCAGAUUCAAAUAGUUCAAUUGAACACUUGAGAUUGAC
Molecule: messenger RNA, 3643 nt
Organism: Neurospora crassa OR74A
Lineage: Eukaryota; Fungi; Ascomycota; Sordariomycetes; Sordariales; Sordariaceae
Product: pH-response regulator protein palI/rim-9
Exons: 3
Coding region: 804-2906 (700 amino acids)
Cellular component (GO): growing cell tip; cell division site; plasma membrane
Source: RefSeq, a predicted model, not a curated record